AUGCGGCUGUGUCACGGUCUCGUCGGCUUGUCGUACCCGAGCUGGUGAGUUGAGGACGCCAGCGCUGUGGCAACGAAUUCGCCCAAGGAUGUGCGGAGCAUCGGGUAUGCGAUCUCUGAUUGACCUCUCCUGGACUGGGCUGGCAAAUCCCUGUGCUCCCUGUGCUUGCUGUGGGGCGUCGCGGAUAGAAGAGUGUGGGCCGUGUACGAUCGAUACUAGAGGUGCAGGAGAGGGAUGUGUCGUUACCAUGCUCGGGGCUCGACUGAGGUGCCGAGCCGGUCGGCGCCUGCAUGACAAGCCGUGGACAAGGACAUUCAUUAUUGCUGCACCAUGGAUGCGCGAACCGAAUUACGCAGGAAUUUGCUUUGGCGGUGGCUUGGACACAACUUUGGUGGCGUGCCGAAGGAAUCUAGCAGCGGGCCGCGGAGGAGCAUACGUAUGUCCCUCUCGGGUGGCAAACGCGCCGGAGCGGGCUCGACUCCCUUCUGACGAGUAGUUGGUAGCUAGGGACUAGGACACCUUGCUAGCUAAGGCCCGGACUAUUGGAGCUCGGGUUCGAUCUGAAGCGAGUGCUGAACGGCACGGUCGGCCAGGGGGACACCUACAGUUCUAAGUCCGAGUCGAGUAUCGGGACCGUUCUGCUCAGGCGAC
Molecule: messenger RNA, 651 nt
Organism: Dichomitus squalens LYAD-421 SS1
Lineage: Eukaryota; Fungi; Basidiomycota; Agaricomycetes; Polyporales; Polyporaceae
Exons: 2
Coding region: 331-489 (52 amino acids)
Source: RefSeq, a predicted model, not a curated record